CUGAACGCUAGAGAAAAACAAAAACGCCGGUAGCGCCGCUGUCGCCGCACAAAGCAGUUAGCUAUUUUUUACGUUCUUGUAUCUGGAAUUUAUAGUCGAAGCACGUGUGUGCAUCAGUACAAAGGUUAAUUUAGUCUUAGGUGUAAGUGUGAAUAUAUCUAGUUUAUUAUUGGUGAAUUCUCAGCGACGAAAAAUAAUUUAAUAAGAUAAAAGUAAAGCAACAGGAAGUCCAGUCAUGCUGUCGAAUGAUAGUAGCAUUAAAAUCAUUAAUCGGAAUAGCAAUAGAGGUGAACCAUCGAAGAAAAUGAACAAGGACGAGGAUCAUAAUGACAGCAUCGAGAUUUUGUAUCAAACCACGAAUGAGCAAUGUGUCAGAGAACUUAAAGUACUUUUGUUUGUAGAGAGUGUCGCUGUAAGGAUAUACACCAUGGAUGUGUCGUAUUUGUGCAACGAAUAUGACAUUAUUACCACAAUUUUCCCAUUUUAUGAGAUCUACAAGGAUGAGCUAGGCUAUAGAGUUGUGGAGAAUGGCACAUUGAAAAGAAUAGAACUGAAUGCAGUUCGUGAUCCUAAAUGUUCUUAUCAGUAUAUAAUCAAAAUUGAAACAGUAUCAAAGGAACGGAAGCCGUUGAAAUUCUUUGGUGAUUUUUACGUUAGAGAGGAGGUUCAAACGAAACAACCAUUUCAGUGUUUAACGCCAAAAUCGGUUGAUUUACAAGAACCUUAUUUUGAAGAAGAACAACUAGAUCUACAUAAGUCACGUGAGACUAAAACUACAAGGCUCUAUCCGUCAAUAAUCGAAAAUAACGAACAGAAAUCUUCAAGUCCGAGCCAGAAACCCGUCGAGCUGAGUGACAGUCCAAUAUUGACCAGAGACAAUUUACCUAUGCAUUCAAAAUCUUCAAAAGAUACCAUACUUGCUGUUUACCCGCCACCUCCAGAACGGGGCGGCAUAACAAUAUACAAAGAAAACUACAAAUGUCUAGGUGAUAGUGAGUACCUGAAUGACGUGGUAAUUGACUUUUACCUCAAGUACUUGACGAACGAGAUUCUUAAAAAAGAGGACAGAAACAGAACACACAUAUUUAGUUCUCAAUUUUUCACGCGAUUGUCGAAGCCUCCCGAUACUAACAAAGAUGCAAAAGUUGUUAUACCGGAAUCGGAAAGGAGACACAUCGGCGUGCAGAGAUGGACUAAGAACAUUAACAUUUUUGAAAAGGACUUUGUCAUUAUUCCUAUUAAUGAGCAUUUUCACUGGUAUUUGGCUAUAAUUUGCUAUGCUCACUUGGUUGAUGUGAUCAACAAUUACUCUCAAACUCUGAUUAGGCCAUGCAUCCUAUUUUUUGACUCACUUUCAAAUAAAAAUAAAGAUAGAAUAGCAGCAAUACUAAGAGGGUACCUGUCUCAAGAAUAUCUUGCUAAAAUGGGCAAACAGAAAAACUUCUCUUCAAAUACUCUGAAAAUAAUAUAUCCUAGAAUACCAAAACAAUCAAAUGCUACUGAUUGUGGAUUGUAUGUAUUGCAGUAUGUCGAACAAUUUUUCAAGGAUCCAAUCAUGGAUUUUACUGAGCCUCUAGACUUAUCACAAUGGUUCAAAUGCAAUAUUAUAAAAAGGAAAAGAGCACAAAUUGCUAGCUUAAUUGCUGAAUUAUCAAAAAUAUAUAAUUCUAAUAAAACAGUUUCGAUGCCUCUUUUGUACUUUCCAUCUGAUAGUAUAUUUUCUGAUGAAGAAAAAAAUGAUGAUUUGUAUUAUCGUCCAAUUAAACGGAAAAAGCCUCUUUACAAAGACAAUUAUGAGGGUUUCACUACAGAUAACAAAACUAAUAGUGUUAGUAUGAAAUGUUCUUCAGUUGUGUUAAAGAAGAAAAAUAAUAAGCAAAGUGAUUUUGAUAAGUCAAUUGAUAGUGUUCGAGAUAAACUUUCACCAAACGAUGAGCUUGAUUUAUCGAUAGAAUUUUGCAAUUUUUCGAAUAAUAAAACCUCCGAAAAUCAGGUUAAUAGGAACGAUUAUUUGAUAAACUCUGAAGAGGAUAAUGUUAUAAUUGAAGAGCAAAAUAUUCCUGUUGAAAUUGAUGAUAAGUCACUAGAAAUUAUAUCAGAUGUUCAAUUAUCCAAAGACUCUUUCUCUUUAUUAAAAUCUAUAGAUCACAACUACCUCUAUAAGCAUAAAAAAAUUAGUUUAACUCAAGAAAAUUUUUCAGAUUCAGAAAAUUACGUAUUUCAGAAAACAAAUAUUCUUUCUGAUAAAAUUGGAGAACAAUCUUCUAAUGGUAUACAUCCGAAACAUUACUGUCAUAUAAAAGAGAGGUCAAAAAAAAUGGUGGAAUUAGUGAAUAAAUUUCAAGAACAGAAAAUAAAUAAAUUGAAGAUGAAAAAAUAUGGAAAUGAAGAACACAAGAAAUCAAACAAAUGGAUAGAUACGUUUGAUUUCAAUUCUAGCAAACCUAAUUCAUUAUAUAAUGUUGAUGAGGAACGAGGAAUUCCACCAUCAAUAAGUUAUGCUACAUUUAAAAUUCAAAAAAAACAAUCAGAGGCAUUAAAACAGCUACUUUCUACAAAAAUGGCAGAUGACAGUAUAGAUUGUUAAAAUUUGAACUGAUGUGUUCUAAAUCUACAAGCUAUCAUAGUGAUACAAAUAAUAAAAAUUUUAUACUAUUUACUGUUAGUUUAAAAUUAUAUAGUUGUUCCAGUAUUUUAUAGUAUUAUUAAAUAUUAUAAGUUUAU
This is a messenger RNA of Phymastichus coffea, 2724 nucleotides long. RefSeq names its product sentrin-specific protease 6-like. The transcript is spliced from 12 exons. Bases 236 to 2587 code for a protein of 783 amino acids. Gene Ontology annotation, biological process: protein desumoylation. Lineage: Eukaryota; Metazoa; Arthropoda; Insecta; Hymenoptera; Eulophidae. The record is from RefSeq and is a predicted model, not a curated record. Gene Ontology annotation, cellular component: cytoplasm; nucleus. Gene Ontology annotation, molecular function: SUMO-specific endopeptidase activity.